Molecule: messenger RNA, 960 nt
Organism: Saccharomyces mikatae IFO 1815
Lineage: Eukaryota; Fungi; Ascomycota; Saccharomycetes; Saccharomycetales; Saccharomycetaceae
Gene: NBP1
Product: Nbp1p
Exons: 1
Coding region: 1-960 (319 amino acids)
Source: RefSeq, a predicted model, not a curated record
AUGCUAAAAUCUGUUCAAGGACUAUGGAAAGAUUUUUUUGGGGUACGAAAUGAUGGCAGGAAGAGGGAAUACGGAUCCCUCGAUGAAGUAAGAAGAAGAUCCACUUUAAGAAAUAGGCGAAAGCUCUUACGUGUUACGGGGAAAAGUGCAUUAAAGAGACCAAGAAAGGUGCCAGAUAGGAGACCUCAAGAACAACUUAGUAGAGGUACAGGCAAGACAUUUAGACGAAGACUGAAAAGGAUAUUUCAGACAAUCAGAGAUGUUUUUUCUAACGAUAAUGAAAAUAUGAACAAGAUGCAAAGUAUUUGUGGCGACAUGACUAUAAUUCUGAAAAAGCCAUGUCAAAAAAGGCCUUCAUAUAUGGAUGCAAAUAUGGCCAAAUCGAGGAUUCUAAGGAGUGACGCCUUCAAGAGAAAGAUAUCGGAAUUGAAGUAUAAUAAGCAACGAAUUAGCGAAUUAAGAAAUGGGAGUUCUGAUGUGCUUAUCGGGAAAGAUGGAAGUAAAUCAUUAUAUCUAGAUAGGGAAAUCCUUUUACAGCGACAAAUCAAGAAAAGAGAUGAGAAAAUAAAAUCCUUGGAAAGCAAGCUGCAAUCAUUACAAGAAGCAUUGAAUUACUCGAAUGAAAAAUAUAGAAUCUUGGAGGAUUUAUUGGAUUCCUCGAAUAUUGAUCCGUCCUAUACAAAAACUAGAAGGACCAUGUCGAAUCUAGCUAGGAAAAAUGAAGAGAUUACACCCCUAAAAAUUGACCUUUCACCAUCUCCGAUAAGAAGAACAAACUCAUUAUUCACUUCAAGCCCCAUGAAAAUAUAUAAUCGAAAUGCAAAGAUACCAGAGAUACCGCCGCUAGAAGAGCAUGUAUCUUCUACUUGUCCAACCCCACCACAUCGUUCAAGAGAAACUGAAAAAGCAGAUGAAACACUUUCUCCAAUCUCAGUAGAUUUUUCGAGUUAUUUAUCUUGA